Dentiscutata erythropus is the source of this 286-nucleotide messenger RNA. The record is from the annotation of a GenBank genome assembly. Lineage: Eukaryota; Fungi; Glomeromycota; Glomeromycetes; Diversisporales; Gigasporaceae.
AUGAAUCGGUUAACUAUAUAUAGAUAUAGACCUUGUCCAAGAUGUGGCGAUACAUUCGCAACAAACCAAAAAUUCAAGUAUCAAUUAACUGAAAGAAAGCACCCUUGUGCACCUCGAAAUAUAUUACAAGCAACUGUGCCAGUUUCUAGCUCUGAACCCUUGUCUAAUUUAGAUUCGCAAUUUCAAGUAGUAAAAGAUCCCAAUGCUAGAAAAUCAGGCGAGUCUGUUAAACAAUGGGGAUCGAGAUUACGAAAAAAAGUCAAAGAAUUAGGUGACAAGGAUCGUG